AAGAGUGUCUGUAGGCAUGCAAGUGAGAGUGAGAGAAAGGAGGGACAGGCAAGGGGGAAAGAAAAGCCAGGUGUACUUUACUUAGCUGAAGCUCUUAGCAUAAACAAACACAGUAAUAACCUUCAUUGAAAUAUAUUAUAGUGAAGCAUGUGUGUGUGUGCGGCUUGCUGAGAGAAACAGAGGGGGAUCUCGGAUGAUACACGGAUGAGAGAGAGGAGUGAGGGAGCCAAGGAAGAGGAGCCCAAGUGUGUAUCGCCCCGGGGGGAGCUUGCACACACUGCAAACAUUGCACACACUCCAGCGGGCACUCAGCACCGUUUCCCUGACAACUAGAAUGGGCUGCAAUUUGUGCACCUUGCAAAAACGUGAGGAACACUACAAACUGCUCUACGAGAUUGCACAGGUAAACGGACGUGACUUCUCCAAGGUUGAACAUGAAGAAGCUGUGGUGGAGGCCAUCAGGCGAGAUCCCAUUGUCGUGCAGGUUCUCCGGCGAACCCCCACCAGAGCCACGAAUGCUGUAGUGCAUAACCCCAGCGGCUCACCGCAAGAUGUUUGUGUGGUCGACGUUUGCACACAAACAGACAUCACCUUUGAGCACAUCAUGGCAUUGGCCAAGCUUCGGCCCACUACCCCGCCAGUCCCUGACAUCUGUCCCUUCCUGCUCUCUGACAGCUGUCAUUCCAUCCACACCAUGGAACACGAGUUUUAUGAAUGUCCAGAGUAUCUGUCUAACAACCAGGCAGAUGUGGAGAGGACAGAAGAAUAUCAGUAUGAGGAAGUGGAGCUGCAUAGGCAGAACUCCCAGGAAAAGCUUGGCCUGACACUGUGCUACCGGACUGAUGAUGAAGAGGACACUGGCAUCUAUGUCAGCCAGGUGGAGCCGAACAGCAUAGCAGCAAGAGAUGGGCGCAUCAAAGAAGGCGAUCGCAUUCUUCAGAUAAAUGGCUGUGAAGUGCAAGACAGAGAGAAAGCUGUUGCCUUGUUGUCAAGUGAAGAAGCAAGGAGCAUCAUAUUACUGGUGACAAGACUAGAAAUCCAGCUGGAGGAAGAGGCUGGAUGGCUGGAUGAUGAGCAACAAGAGCUGGUUGAGGAGCUGAAGAUCCUGGAGGAGCGGAGGAAGCAGAGGGAGCAUAACCUUGACAAAGAUGAGCAUCAAGCUGAAGAGGAAAUGACAACAGACACAGCUACCUGUUCCUCCAACAAUCAAGACAGUGGGUUUGGGCGCAGUACAGACAGUCCAGAACACCAACCCCUGCUAGCAAGACUUCACAGGAGGAGCCCUGCCCGCUGCCUGAGGGAUCGAUGGCGAUCUGAGCAUCCACAAACGAGGCGAGGAGUCGCUGUGCCACAGAAAACCCAGGGUAUACGAACAUUGCCCACGGGGCAAGACCAUGAAGGUGUGGUGAGUAUUUGCAAUGGAGGUGGGAUCCUUGGUUUAGAGAACCGCUUCCAGCAACUCCUCGAGCUCAAGUGUCAAAUUCGUAAUGGAGGCGAGUGCGGAGUGUACUCCAUUCGACACAGCAUAGAGUGUAGUCUCACUGAACAAGGCAGAGGGGAUGGAGAAGAGGAAGAUGAUGCAGGAGGAGGAGGGGUGGAGCAAGAGUUGAGAAUGCUAAACGAGGAGCUGCGUAGCAUUGAGUUGGAAUGCCAGAGCAUUAUGCAAGCCCAUCAGCUACGCCAAUCCCAACAGCUGGAGCGAUCACAGCCCCUGCCCUGCUCACCAGGAAGAAGCCUCAAAGAUGGACACAAGCAACACAGCAGGCUGGCAGACAUUCAUGAACACCCAGAGAGGUCAGACACUGAUAAGACCCGGGAAAAGGACAGCUCCAGUGCCUACAACACAGCAGAGAGUGCUCGGUCAACACCACUAGGUAGGGAGAGAUCUCCUGACCACUCUCUGCAGAGACAUGUCAGCAUCAUCAACCAGAAAAACCUCAGACUGGCCUCUUCCACACCCUCCAGUCCAAUCCCUAUCCCCAAGCCUCAAGAUACAACUCAACGCUGCAGACCAGCAGAUCCAGGUCCACUUAUCUCAAGCAGCCCAGACCAGAGCAAUCCUUCCCGAUCUGAGUCAGACCCAGCUCUCCCAGCAGAUGAUGAAAGGUGUGAGAAGAAGGGGAGGACCAGAAAUUCGAAGAGAGGGUUCCCCUAUGCUUCUUCCUUUCAGACAGCCACCUAUCAUGGCCAUGGAGGAUCCAAACAACUUCAGAGCUACAUGCAGCUGCUACAACAGCACUCAUCCCUGGAGUAUUCUCAAAGCCAGCUGAGUCUCCUCAGUGUCUGUCGAGAUCCUGUACAUCAUAACGGACGCUCUGGGGAACCCCGUCUAGAGUGGAAAGUCAAAGUUCGUGCCGAUGGGACACGGUAUGUUGCACGAAGGCCGGCUCGUGACCGUAUACUGAGGGAGCGGGCACUAAGGAUCAGAGAAGAGAGGAGUGGGGGGAUGACAACAGACGACGAUGCCAUGAGUGAGAUGAAGAUGGGGCGCUACUGGAGCAAAGAAGAGAGGAAGCAGCACUUGGCAAGGGCCAGGGAGCAAAGAAAGAGGAGAGAGUUCAUGCAGAAGAGCCGCCUUGAGUGUCUAAAGGAGGGAACAACGAGUGGAGCUGAGGGCAGGAAAGAGAUCAAUAUCUUAGAGCUCAGUCACAAAAAGAUGAUGAAAAAAAGGAACAAAAAGAUUUUGGACAAUUGGAUGACAAUCCAAGAACUGAUGAGCCAUGGGGCAAGAGUCCCGGAGGGCUCCAAAGUACAUAAUGCCUUCCUUUCUGUCACCACAGUUUAAUGGACCCAUUUAAAUACGGUUUAUUUAAUACUCAGCUCUUUUAUAUUAGGUGGCCUACAUGUCAGGAUCCACCAUUUGGUUUUAAAGUCUCAGUUUGUGAGAUUAAAUUAAAAAAAUGUCAAUGGUAAGGACUUUUGUAGCAUUCGCGAUGCAACUUUGUACUUACAGUUUAAGAAUGUUCAGUGAUCUGAAUCACACCUCAGCUAUUGAAACCAUGAGGUUUUACUCUGGCUGUUUUGGUGAUGAACGGGGAACUAGUAGCAUGUUGGUUCAAACAGAUUCAUGAAGAACAUAGAGGAACCAACACAGUAACUUUGUGUACACUUUGUAUUGUGUCUCCAUACUCUUCAUUCAUCAGUUUCAUAGCAAAUGAAGCGAUUUCACUUGCCUCGUUCAAUGUGGCAGUUUUUAAUGAGGAAAUUAUAGUAUUUUUCACAAUUUGUAAUCUGUAACUUUUUGUAAGGAUUUUUUUUUACACUGAAUGACAAUGCACUGUAAACGCUAUUUGCAGUUGUUUUUUUAUAUAUAUAUUUUAUCACCAAACCAUUAAUGUCAAGGUGAGAUUAUUUGAUUGUACUGCAGCCCAUGCUGAACACCAGUCCAGCAGGAGAGAAAAGACAAAUCUGAAAUUGCUGGAGGAAAUCUUCCCAUAUAAAAAUGUUGUUUUAAUUGUAUUUUAAUGUCACUUGAGCCAGAGUUGUCUGGCAGCUGUAUAGCACUCAGUUCAAAGCACCGAAAAUAUCAAUAUGCCAUCGCAAAUGUUCAUUUUAUUCAUAAUCUGGCAGGGCUCUCUGAAACAGUUUUACCUCAGCUUGCAAUCAAACUAUCGAGAUUUGAAUACUUGGCUAAUGGGAUCAAUUGCUUAACCUUCUAACUUUAAUUUAAAACCAUCAGUGAUUCAGUGAUUCAUAUUAAAAAUGUUCAUGGGAUUUGUAUUUAUAUUUAUAUGGUUAACUGCUGUUUGUAUUUAUUGUAAAUUAUUUUUUAUGUUCUGUCUCAUCUACGUUAAGUGGCUUGACUUGAGAGGGCAACACUUUUGAAGAAGUUGUCAAGCCUAUGUAUUGUAUUUGCAGCUUUUGACCUCAAAACUGCUGCUUUUAAUGUAAAGUUAAUUCAAGGGGCCUUGAGUUAAGUAUUUGUUGAUGGUGGUGUUUGUAAUAAAAGAAUA
This is a messenger RNA of Melanotaenia boesemani (Boeseman's rainbowfish), 3953 nucleotides long. It is a transcript of the gene pdzrn4, whose product is annotated as PDZ domain containing ring finger 4. Lineage: Eukaryota; Metazoa; Chordata; Actinopteri; Atheriniformes; Melanotaeniidae. The record is from RefSeq and is a predicted model, not a curated record. The coding region runs from base 335 to 2785 and encodes 816 amino acids. The transcript has 9 exons. Gene Ontology annotation, molecular function: protein binding.